Molecule: messenger RNA, 447 nt
Organism: Colletotrichum tamarilloi
Lineage: Eukaryota; Fungi; Ascomycota; Sordariomycetes; Glomerellales; Glomerellaceae
Exons: 1
Coding region: 1-447 (148 amino acids)
Source: RefSeq, a predicted model, not a curated record
AUGUUGGAGGCGAGUACCUAUGAUGAUCAGACGAAGGGUCAUGAGAACGCGCUUUACCUUUUAGCCAAGGCAGGCAACGAAAGAGCAGCCAUCCACGUCCCGACAUGCCAGCCCAGACUCAGGGACAGAAGGGGCGGCCUCCAGCUGGUGACGAUGCUGGGCACCACAAAGAGCAGGGACCCUGUUGAGAGAGAGAAAGAGGGGCUACCCGGUGGUAGCUGCCCUGUCUGGCUGGGCAUCGAGGAAGCAAGUGCAGGAGCGAGAGCGGCAAGCAAGGAGCAGGGGCCAGUCUGGGCCCAGUGCCAGCUUCCAUCAUCAGAGGGGGAAAGUGGACCAGGAGGGGGCGAGGUCCAAACGUCAUCGCCUGCGGAUUUGAAGAGCUCGUGCCAGGAGUGGGGAGAACUGUGGCUGUGCUCCAACCAGCAGCAUGGAAGGAAGCCCCGCUAA